Molecule: messenger RNA, 1357 nt
Organism: Caretta caretta (loggerhead turtle)
Lineage: Eukaryota; Metazoa; Chordata; Testudines; Cheloniidae
Source: RefSeq, a predicted model, not a curated record
CCCCGCCCCUGGAUUCUGCCCCCCCCCGGGGCCCCUCACCCCGGCCUCCAGCCCCCCCCUGGACGCCCCAGCGCUGGCCGGGCCGAUGAGAGGCCAUGGCCGCGGCUAUCGCCAGCUCGCUGAUCCGGCAGAAGCGGCAGGCCCGGGAGUCCAACAGCGAGCGGGUGACCACGUCCAAGCGCCGCUCCAGCCCCAGCAAGGACGGGCGCUCCCUGUGCGAGAGACACGUGCUGGGCGUCUUCAGCAAAGUGCGCUUCUGCAGCGGCAGGAAACGGCCCGUUCGCCGGAGACCAGUAUUUCAGGCUUGCAGAACUGCUGAGGGAAGUGGAGAGACUGCAUGUCCGGGAGCAGCACAACUCACAGCAUGGCAAGAACCCCAGCUGAAAGGAAUUGUGACAAGGUUAUUCAGCCAGCAGGAAUACUUCUUGCAGAUGCACCCAGAUGGUACGAUUGAUGGGACCAAGGACGAAAACAGCGACUACACCCUCUUCAAUCUAAUUCCCGUGGGCCUUCGUGUGGUGGCGAUCCAGGGGGUGAAGGCAGGUCUCUACGUUGCCAUGAAUGGCGAGGGAUAUCUCUACAGCUCAGAUAUUUUCACACCAGAGUGCAAAUUUAAGGAAUCGGUCUUUGAAAACUACUACGUUAUUUAUUCUUCCACACUGUACCGGCAGCAGGAGUCUGGACGAGCCUGGUUCCUGGGGCUCAAUAAAGAAGGUCAAAUUAUGAAGGGGAACCGGGUGAAAAAAACCAAACCCUCGUCACAUUUUGUACCCAAACCCAUUGAAGUGUGCAUGUACAGAGAGCCAUCGCUGCAUGAAAUUGGAGAAAAACAAGGACGCUCAAGAAAAAGUUCAGGGACACCAACCAUGAAUGGAGGCAAAGUUGUUAACCAGGACUCAACAUAACUGACACACCCCUCUCCCUCUCUUCCAGUUCUUCCCUUCCCACUCACCUACCCACCCCACCCGGCGAAACCACACUGAGACGACAAUAAACUGAGCAAGGCAGGACCUACCAGUAGCGGCUAGGAUUCUGAACUCAAAAAUCUUUCUUUGUGUAGGACGAGGAAAUCGACUCCCAAAUCUUGUCUGUUGCAACGUUUCAAAAAAAAAAAAAAAAAAAAAAGAAGAAAAAAUGUUUUAAAUCAGGACUCCAUUAACAUUUUAAAAGCAAACUGUUUGCUCUUUGAUCAAAAGGAAAAAUCUCUUCUCUGCAUAGUAAUAAUAAAUAAUUAUUAACUAAUACAUAAUAAUAAUAAUAAUUAAUAAAGAUGUUACCGUUAAAAAUAAAAAAAAGCUUUUGGAGAAUUGAACUUAGCACAUGAUAUGCUGAAAACAAGCCAGGUUCUAAAAACUGA